CUCUCUCUCUCACACACACACACGUACUCCUGGUCCUUGUCUGCCAUCCCUCCUCAAUAAUUCCUCUGAAGAUUUUGAUAUCAUACAAAUAUUUAUUUAUCUAUUUUCUGUUUCUUUAUGCUAUACAUUUACUGUCUCCUUCCAAGUUCCAAUCCCCAUUUUCUCUCUGUUUGUAAUUGGUCUUGAAUACCGGUGCCUCUCUGCAAUUACUAAUUCUGACACACUUUUGCUCCCCUUUUUCUCAUAUCUCCUAUAUUAUUAUCAUUAUUUUUAUUGUCACCAUUUUUAUCCAAGAGUAAAUUGAAAAUUUAAUGCCCAAUACUCCUCCAUGCACUCCACUGCUACCAAGGAUCAUAUUUUUUUGUAUCUUUUUGUUCUGUUGCUGCUGCUGCUGCUCAUUUAAUUUGCCAUAAUAGUCAACGGUGUGCAGAAAAAGAUAAAAGACUCUUGUUGGUUUGGUUCACAGACAUGUACUCGUAUUCAUUAUUACUCUCCUCCAUGAUAAUCAACUAUAAUAUUAAUGCCUUCUCUCAGCAGUAACUAGCUAGCUAAAACUUUCUUUCAACACCAUCAACAGGCAGCAAUGGUGGGUUCAGAGCUAGUAAAACUCGCUUAUGCUGUACUAUCACUUACCAUAAUUCUAGUGUCUCCUCAAUUGACGUCAUGCCAGCAAAGCAUCUCCUCAAUCCUCCUGGAAGUGAGACAAUCUUUUGUGGAGGACCCUCUGGACGUGUUCCGAGGCUGGUCCCCGACCACCCAACCAAACUUCUGCCGAUGGAGGGGCGUCUUCUGCAGCAGGCGGCGGCCGGCGGCGGUGGUGGGGCUCGACCUCUCAAACUGCUCGCUUUCCGGCCCCAUACCACCGCCCAUCGCCCGCCUGACCGACCUCCUCCGCCUGGACUUGUCUUCCAACCGCCUCUCGGGCCCCAUCCCACCUUCUCUCUUCUCCAACCUCUCCUCUUUGGAAUCUCUGCUCCUUUUCUCCAACCACCUCACGGGCCCAGUCCCGGCCCAACUCGGCCCAAAGCUCCGCCUCCUCCGUAUCGGCGACAACGACCUCACCGGGCCCAUCCCCCCUUCUUUGGGCAGUCUCCCCAACCUGGAGACUCUGGGCCUGGCCUCGUGCAGUCUCACCGGACCCAUACCCCCGGAGCUGGGGAAGCUCACCAAACUCCAGAGCUUGGUCUUGCAGGAGAACAUGCUGGUGGGCCCCAUCCCCCGGGAGCUCGCCGGAUGCUCCAGCCUCGUUGUCUUCACGGCCGCCCUCAACCGUCUCAAUGGCUCCAUCCCGGACGGGUUGGGUGACCUAUCCAGCCUCCAGAUACUCAAUCUCGCUAACAAUACACUCUCCGGGAGGAUUCCGUCCCGGCUAGCUCACCUGAGUGAGCUUCAAUACUUGAAUCUCCUGGGCAACCAGCUUCAGGGUGACAUCCCCAACUCAAUUGCCAACUUGAGUAAUCUCCAGAGUCUCGACUUGUCCGCCAACAUGCUCUCCGGCGAAAUUCCGGGAGAGUUUGGGAGCAUGGGCAGCCUAGUCUACCUCGUGCUCUCGGGCAACAAUCUCACAGGGACCAUCCCCAAAAGCAUAUGUUCCAAUGCCACCAGUUUGGAGCACUUGAUGCUGGCUCAGAAUCGGCUCACCGGAGGAAUUCCGGUGGAGUUAAGAGAAUGUGGGUCCCUCAAGCAGCUUGAUUUGUCAAACAACACACUCGACGGGUUCAUCCCGUUGGAGCUCUACGACAUGGUACGGCUGACCGACCUAAUGCUCAACAACAACACUUUGUCCGGCUCCAUACCACCCGCCAUAGCAAACCUCACCAAUCUGCAGACUCUAGCUCUGUACCAGAACAACUUACAAGGGAAUCUGCCUCAAGAGAUUGGGAUGCUCGCCAAUCUCCAGAUUCUCUACCUCUACGACAAUCAGCUAUCCGGCGAGAUUCCUGUGGAGAUUGGCAACUGCACCAGCUUGCAGAUGCUCGAUUUAUACGGAAAUCUGUUCACCGGUUCGAUCCCCGUCACGUUUGGGAGGCUAAAGCAGCUCAAUUUCCUUCAUCUCAGACAGAAUGGUCUCACCGGCACGAUUCCCGCCACUUUGGGGAGCUGUCGCCAGCUCACCAUUCUUGAUCUGGCCGACAAUCAGUUGUCGGGCACCGUGCCUCCCAGCCUCGGCCGUCUCCACGCCCUGCAACAGCUCAUGCUCUACAACAAUACUCUCCAGGGGAAUCUGCCCGAGCAGCUUUCCGGUCUUGCCAACCUGACGAGAGUCAAUCUCUCGCAUAACAAAUUCAAUGGGAGCAUUGCUCCCCUGUGCGCAUCGCCUUCUUUUCUCUCGUUUGACGUCACGAAUAAUGCGUUUGAUAGUGAAAUCCCUCGUGAAAUUGGGAAUUCUCCUGGCCUCGAGAGGUUGAGGCUGGGCGAUAACAAAUUCACUGGAAAGAUCCCCUCCACGCUAGGAUUACUCCAGCAGCUAUCACUGUUGGACCUCUCGGGUAAUUUACUGACGGAGGAGAUACCAAUCCAACUUUCCCUCUGCAAGAGAUUGACCCAUCUUGAUCUCGAUCGUAACCUUCUCUCUGGACAGGUCCCGAUUUGGGUCGGGAGUCUUCCUCUGUUAGGCGAGCUCAAACUCUCGGCCAAUCAAUUAUCCGGUUCAAUCCCUCUAGAGCUAUUCAACUGUUCGAACCUGCUCCUUCUGUCCCUCAAUGGAAACUCCCUUAACGGUACCCUUCCUCCGGAAGUUGGUAAUCUCAACUCCCUCAACGUCCUCAAUCUUGAUGGCAAUCAACUCACAGGCCCCAUUCCUCCCGCCAUUGGUCGGUUAAGCAAGCUGUACGAACUUCGCCUCUCUAAUAACAGCCUCAUUGGGGAGAUUCCUCCUGAGAUUGCUCAGCUCCAAAAUUUGCAGAGCAUUCUGGAUUUCAGCCAUAAUAACCUCACGGGUCCCAUCCCGAGCUCCAUAGCAACACUCUCGAAGCUCGAAGCCCUCGAUCUAUCCCACAACAGAUUAAGCGGAGAAAUCCCUCCUAAAGUUGGUGAAAUGAGCAGCUUAGGAAGAUUGAAUCUCUCCUUCAAUCUCUUCAAUGGAAAACUCGACCAGCAAUACUCGCGCUGGCCUGCCACUGCAUUUGAUGGGAACUCGAAUCUGUGCGGAGGCCCUCUUCAAAAUUGCAAAGACGCAAAAUCGCUGAACAAUAGGAGGAAAUCUGGCCUCAGCGACUCGUCUGUGGUGAUAGUAUCGGCAAUAUCAACAACUGUGGCAAUAAUUCUAUUGAUCCUCGGAGCUGCACUCUUCUUCAAACACAGGCGAGAAGCCCGUGAAAUGGAUUCCGCUUAUUCGUCGAGUUCUUCCCAAGCACAAAAACGGCCACUGUUUGAUAAUGCCGCUGGUAAGUACGACUACAAGUGGAUAGACAUCAUGGUGGCCACACAUAAUCUAAGUGAUGAGUUUGUAAUCGGGUCGGGCGGGUCGGGUACCAUCUACCGAGCCGAACUAUACAGUGGAGAGACAGUGGCAAUCAAGAGUAUAGCAAGAAGGGAUGACCUUAUGAUGGGCAAGAGCUUUGCCAGAGAAGUGAAGACGCUUGGGAGAAUAAGGCACAGGCAUCUCGUCCGAUUAUUGGGCUACUGUAGCAACAGAAGGGCCGGGUCCAACUUGUUGAUCUACGAGUACAUGGAGAACGGGAGCUUGUGGGACUGGCUGUAUAAGCAGCCGGCGAACGAGAGGAAGAAGAAGAUUCUCGAGUGGGAGGCGAGGUUGAAGAUAGCAGUGGGGCUGGCGCAAGGGCUGGAGUAUCUCCAUCAUGAUUGUGUGCCCAAGAUACUUCACAGGGAUAUUAAGUCGAGCAAUGUGUUGUUAGAUGCAAACAUGGAGGCACAUCUGGGGGAUUUUGGGCUGGCGAAACCUCUCAACGAUAAUAACUAUGAUUCUCUAAACACGGAGUCCAAUUCUUGGUUUGCAGGCUCCUACGGCUAUAUUGCUCCAGAGUAUGCGUAUUCUAUGAAGGCAACAGAGAAAAGCGAUGUGUACAGCAUGGGAAUUGUGCUUAUGGAGCUGGUGACUGGGAGAAUGCCGACAGAUAGGAGAUUCGGACUGGACAUGGAUAUGGUGAGAUGGGUAGAAUCGCAUUUGGAGUCGCAACAAGGGUCAGAGAUUAUUGAUCCAGUGCUGAAGCCUUUGUUGUUGCCCAAUGAAGAAAGUGGCGUGCACCAACUGCUCGAGAUUGCAUUGAGCUGCACAAAAACAGCGCCUGCCGAAAGGCCAACCUCCCGGCAGGCAUGCGAUUUGUUGGUGCAUCUACUCAGGGAUUCUACAACUACCUUUCACUAUGAGAAACCUAGUCCAGAUGCACUUGACUAGUUACUUCAUAUUUCCCGUAACUAGUUUCCUUGAAAACAAAGCGUGCGGUAUUUUGACAUUUUUUUUCGUCAAGACUCACUGUUGUAAUAAACAGUGGUUGACAUAGUAACUGAAUGAUGAUUUGCACUCACUUUGAGUCUGUUAUUCCUAUCUGUUUAACUGCUUUAGUUAUCUUUGUUUGGGAAAAACAAAACACUAGAGAAUGC
Messenger RNA from Striga asiatica, 4563 nucleotides. The record is from the annotation of a GenBank genome assembly. NCBI's taxonomy places the organism in Eukaryota, Viridiplantae, Streptophyta, Magnoliopsida, Lamiales, Orobanchaceae.